Messenger RNA from Teleopsis dalmanni, 860 nucleotides. RefSeq lists its product as uncharacterized. The record is from RefSeq and is a predicted model, not a curated record. Lineage: Eukaryota; Metazoa; Arthropoda; Insecta; Diptera; Diopsidae. The transcript has 2 exons. The coding region runs from base 225 to 860 and encodes 211 amino acids.
UUAAAAAUCGAUAAUGCAAAUUAUUUGCUUAUCAAGAGUUGUGCCCACAUAAACUUACCCUAACCAUUUUAAUCCCAAACUGCUGGUAAGAAGCGAGCAGCGAUUAAAAAUGAUAUAAAAUGAUACAACGAAGUUGAUGGAUUCAGUUGAUUGCCAAACUCCAGAAGAUGAGCUUUAAAUUCUAAAUUUUUGGUUGAGAUUUACGAAAAUAUUUGAACAAUAAAAUGACUUCAUUCCGCUUCACAUUUGUGUGGCUAACAGUUUUGCUUUCAUUCCUCAUUAGUCGUGGUUAUGGCGAUGACAGUCCUGGAUUUUUCUUAAAAACCAUUUCAAAGAAUAUACCACGCUUAGGACGACGGUCAGAUAAAGAAUUUGAGAGUUCCUUUUUUAAGAAUAUGAAAAGUAUUCCACGUAUAGGUCGUGCCGCAACAACAACAAGCAAAAGUGACUUAAACGAUCUCAUUGCUUGGUUCAGUAAUGAUUUGCCAAUUCUUAAUAAACGUAUGCUGUUAAAUCCAGCAGCUGUGGCGGCUGCAGACCGGGAGUACAGUGUGGUGCAACCGGUCAAUUCGAAUACUUUGAUUGAACUAAUUGACAAGGAUGCAAUACCUAGCGAUAACGUGAAAUUUGUACACUGGAAGGAUUUCGAUCGUGCCUUACAAUUUGACAUGGAUCUGUAUGAGAAGGUUUUCUCAUUGGGUCGUCGGCCAGAUCAGCGUCUGAAGCAAGAUUUAAGUAUUGGCAGUUAUAUUCCUCUAUUGAGCAAUACUAAUAACGUCAACGAUGACUACAUGCUGUACAAUCGAGGUGGCAGUGGUGUUUUUGAUCGCGAUAUUUUGCGUUAUAAUCAUUUAAAGUAG